Molecule: messenger RNA, 1312 nt
Organism: Myxozyma melibiosi
Lineage: Eukaryota; Fungi; Ascomycota; Lipomycetes; Lipomycetales; Lipomycetaceae
Exons: 1
Coding region: 89-1129 (346 amino acids)
Source: RefSeq, a predicted model, not a curated record
CGUUUCUUCAACGAUAACAACUAGUGAGUUUUCCACCGACUUCUAUAUCAAGUUUUUUGUUUUACUGACAGUUUAAUCGCGUUACAGUAUGUGGGCUUCGCGGGGAGAUUUGAAAACCCUCACUACCGAACAAAUCAAGAAGUACAUCGAGACGACUGCUAAAGGCGCAAAGAAGGACAAGGCUCUCGUGACUGCAUACAAGAUUGCUCUUGAGCCGCCCGCUUUGGAAGAAUUUGCCAAGGGCUCCGAUGACGAGGCAAGCGAAGACGAGGCCGAAGCAGACGGCAAGGAAGACGAAGACACAAAGAUGGAAGACGCGCCGGAUGGUGAUGAAAAAGAAAAGAAGGGCGCGGCGACCAAGAAGCGAAAAAGCGCACCGAUAAAAGAUGGCGACGCAAACGGGUCGACGAAAAAGCGAAAGUCCUCGAUAACAAAAGGAAAUGGAGAGGCUGCCGCAAAGAACGGCGAGAAGAAGCCGCGAGCGAAGAAAGAGGCUUCUGCGACCAAGAAGAAAGAGGCUGCCACUGCCGCUGCCGUCAAGGAGACUCGCGACGAGCAAACUAAGCACGUGCUGUUUCUAAGACAUAAGUUGCAGAAAGUUUUCAUGACAAAAGAUAAACCCCCACAAGAAGAAGACAUGGAGAGCAUGGACAAGCUCUUUGGCAAACUUGAGAAUUUCCAAGGUCUUGAUCUGGCUAUGAUCCGGAGUACAAAAAUCAACAAGGUGCUGAAAGCCAUCGCCAAGAUGACCUCGAUUCCAUUGGAACCAAAGUAUGAGUUCAAAAGCCGGUCGCAAAAGCUUUUAGAUGCAUGGAAUGCGAAGUUUGAUCUGGGCUCGCCUGCUCCUACUCAGCCUCCGACUGAUGGAAAGUCGGAGCCAAAGCAGGAAGCAAGCGAGGAGAAGAAGGACGCGCCCGAGGAAAAGAAAGAGGCACCUGAGGCUAAAAAAGUAGAGGAGAAGAAAGAAGAGGAAAAAAAGGACGAAGAAAAGAAGGAUGAAAAGAAAGAGGAGGCCGAGAAAUCUGAGCCUAAAGCCACGCCAGCUGCGGUUCCUGAGGUGGCUGCCGAUGCUGCUGCCGAGAAGGAGCCUGUGAAGACAGAGGCUCCUGUCGCCGAAGCUGGUGCUUAGUUGAAAAACUGUCUCCAAUUUUGUUUACUCAAGAGAUAUUGGAUAGAGGCGGGGUAAGAUAUUUGGUACUCUAGUGCCUUUCUAUGUGAUUGUUUAAUGGAACUGUACAACCCUUUUUCGCUUUUAGUUUUAAGUUAUCUAAUAUGUACUGUAAAUCUUAUUAAUAUUACCAAUCGAGCAUAC